UCGUUCAUUGACGUGCUUGACGUGAGUGGAGCACAGACACGACGACCAGCAAAUAAAUUCGGUUUAGCCCAAUUAGUGCAUUGAUUACGUUUCACAUGAUAGAAAUUGUAAUAUACUCUGAUACAAAACAUUUCAUCACAGGCAUCGUGACUUAAUAUAGCUCAAUAAAACAAUGGGAAAAGCUAAAAAGGGAAAGAAGGGUCAGACGACGGAGGAUGGUGAUAGUGACGUGGAGACGACUACCAUCGAAAACGUUAAACCGGCUCAAAUCAAGGGGAAGAAGAAAACAAAUGAUUCAGAAGAAAGUGAGGAUGAAAAACCAAAAGUUAAAUCUAAACAACGGAAAUCUAUUGAUUCUGAUGUAAAGGAAGUCACAAAAAACUUAAAGAAUGUCUCAGUUUCAAACAAGUCUCAAAAGAAGAAAGUAGUCAGUAGCGAUGAUGAAUCCGAUGAUAAUGAACCAGUGGAGAAACCAAAGAAGAAUAAGAAAAAGGAAGAAAAAAGUGCAUUUUCAUUGUUAGCUGUUGAAUCUGGUGAUUCCGCAGCCGAAGCCCCACCUUCAUCGGAUGAUGAAAAACCAAUUCAAAAAACACAGAAAAAGGCACCUGAAAAGAAAGAACCAGCGGGGAAAAAGGGCAAGAAGGCUAAGAGAAGGAAAGAUGACAGUGACGAGGAUAUAGAUAAAGUACUGGCCGAACUCGAAAUGGAAUAUGCCGGAAUAAAAAAAGAGGAACCACCAGCGCCAGCAGCACAGGCUGAAAAAGCUCCAGAAACCAUAGAAGAAAAACCCAAAACAAAGAAGAAAGGCAAAAAAGAGGAACCUAAACCUGAACAAGCUGAAAAUGAGGCUGAAGAUAAGGAUAGUGAUGAUGAUGGUGAGAUAACCUUAAAGACAGCGGCUCAGAAAAAGAAAGAAAAGAAGGAGAGGGAGAAACAGAAGAAGUUAGAAGCUAAGAAAAAAGAAAAAGAACAGGAAUUUAAAAAGGAACCAUCGGAACCGAAAACACCUGUUCCACCUGGAAAAGAUAAGACUGAAUCUAAACCUACGGUAGAGAAAGAUGAAGGAAAAGCUGUGGCUGAAGAUAAAGAAGCUGAUGGCGAUGCCCCAGCUGCCGACGGAAAGAAAAAGAAAAAAGGUGAUAAGGGUGACAAGGAUGAUAAGGGAAAGAAAGGUCCAACGAAAAAGACUAUUGCUGCCAUGCAAGAAGCUUUGAAAAAGGUAAAGGAAGAGGAGGAACGAUUACAAAAAGAGGAAGAAGAAAGAAUACGGCAAGAAGAAGAAAGGGAAAGGCAACGGUUGGAAGCGAUUAGAUUAGAAAAAGAGCGUAAAGAUAGAAAGAAACAGAAAGAAAAGGAGAGGAAAGAAAGACUUAAGGCUGAAGGAAAACUGCUCACUCCGAAACAGAAAGCAGAGAAAGCCAGAGCUCAGGCUUUGUUAGAUUCAUUAAAGGCCCAAGGCAUAGAGAUCGGGUCGGCCGAAAAGAAACCACCGAGGCCGGGUACCAGGAUUAAGCCAACAAAAUUGAAAACACAGAUGUCUCAGGAAGAACCAGCUACUCCGAUAGAAGAAAAGAAGGUCGAAUUGAAGACAUCAGAUGUUAAGGAAGAUGCGCCGAAGGUUGAAGAGAAGAAAGAGUCAGAAGACGAUUCAGUGAAAGACGCCUGGGACGCGGAGUCUUCAGAAGACGAGCCUGAACCGGAGAAAACGGAAAUUAAGCAAGACGAAAAACAUGAACCCGUUGAAGAAACGAAAGAGAAAGAAGAAGACGAAAGCUCAGAAGAAGAAGAUGACAGCUCUGAAGAAGACUCUAGUUCAGAAGAAGAUUCUGGUGAUGAACAGAUGACGGACGCACAGAAGAAACGGGAAUUGGUUCUUAAGAGAUUAGAGAAAAGAAAAGAAGAAAACGAGAAGAACAAAGCGGACAAUCCGUUGCGUGCGGCUGUCGUGUGUGUCUUGGGUCACGUGGACACCGGGAAGACCAAGAUAUUGGACAAGCUCCGAAGAACAAACGUACAGGACGGCGAGGCUGGCGGCAUCACGCAACAAAUAGGAGCAACUAACGUGCCCAUAGAGAACAUCAAGGAACAAACUAAACAUGUCAAAGGGGUGAAUGAGAUAUCAUUCAAGCUUCCCGGCCUGCUCAUCAUCGACACUCCCGGCCACGAGUCCUUCAGUAACCUGAGGAACAGGGGAUCGUCCCUUUGUGAUAUUGCCAUUCUUGUCGUGGACAUCAUGCACGGCUUGGAACCACAGACGAUAGAGUCGAUAAAUCUGCUCAAACAGAAGAAAACUCCCUUCAUAGUGGCGUUGAAUAAGAUCGACCGUCUGUACGACUGGCAGAGCGCUCAGCGGAAGGACGUCAGGGACAUAUUGAAGAUGCAACAACCCAACACCCAGCUGGAGUUCGAGAAACGAAGCAAAGACGUCAUAUUACAGUUUGCGGAACAGGGUCUGAAUGCUGCCUUGUUCUACUCAAACCCUGACCCUCGCUCCUACGUUUCCCUGGUGCCCACGUCAGCUGUCACAGGCGAGGGUAUGGGCAACCUGCUGGCCAUGAUCGUGCAAGCCUGUGAGGGACCCCUUCAUAAGAGGCUUGUGUUCUCACAGCAGUUACUCGCUACUGUACUUGAGGUCAAAGCGAUCCCUGGUUUAGGAACCACCAUAGACGCCAUCUUGAUCAAUGGUACUUUGAGGGAGGGGGACACCAUGGUGCUGGCGGGUACUGAUGGACCCAUCGUCACUCAGAUAAGAUCACUGCUGAUGCCGCAACCCAUGAAGGAGUUGAGGGUUAAGAACGCGUAUAUUGAGCACAAAGAAGUGGUCGGGGCCCAGGGGGUGAAGAUCGCCGCCAAGGAGUUGGAGAAAGCCAUCGCUGGACUUAAUUUACUCGUUGCACAAAAACCUGAUGAAGUUGAUGUCCUGAAGGAGGAAGUGGCCCGCGAGUUGAAGUCGGCUCUAUCAUCCAUCAAGUUGACGGAGCGAGGGGUCUACGUCCAGGCGUCGACGCUCGGCUCCCUUGAAGCCUUACUGGAGUUCCUCAGGACUAGCAAGAUCCCGUACUCCGCCAUAAGGAUAGGUCCGGUGGUGAAGCGUGACGUCAUGAAAGCCUCCGCCAUGUUGGAACACGACUCACAGUACGCCACCAUACUGGCAUUUGAUGUCAAGAUUGAACGAGAUGCCCAGGAACUAGCCGACAACUUGGGCGUGAAGAUAUUUGCAGCUGAUAUUAUAUACCACCUGUUCGACAAGUUCACAGCCUACAGGGAAGAGUUGAAACAGAAGAAGAGGGAGGAGUUCAAACACAUCGCUGUGUUCCCUUGCAAGCUGAAGAUCUUACCUCAGUUCGUGUUCAAUUCCCGGGACCCCAUCGUGGCUGGUGUCAUGGUGGAGGCUGGUAUUGUUAAAGAGGGUACUCCGAUAUGUGUACCCAGCAAGGAGUUCGUAGAGCUGGGUAUAGUGACGUCUAUCGAGGUGAAUCACAAGCAGGUGGAGAGCGCCCGCAAGGGUCAGGAGGUGUGCAUCAAGAUAGAACCCAUCCCCGGGGAGUCGCCCAAGAUGUUCGGCAGACACUUCGACGAAACCGACAUGAUGGUCAGCAAGAUAUCCCGUGCCAGUAUCGACGCUUGCAAGGAUUACUUCAGGGACGACCUCAUCAAGACCGACUGGCAGCUAAUGGUGGAACUCAAGAAGCUAUUCCAGAUCCUCUAAAUAUAUAUACAAUAGAUUUUUCUACAUGUGAUUCUCGGCCCGUCCAAGCACGGGUUCGCCUACAUUGCCGUUCCAUCUUAUCUAUGACCUACAGAAUCUCAUGUGCCCCAGCCCCCAGCCCUGGUUUGUUCCUCCACGUCUGUUCUCUAGCCCGCAGUCAGCGCCAUGUUUCCACGUGUAUAUAGCUCAUCGAGUCUUAUUUAUUGAUGUUUCCACACAGCCCCGGCCAUUUUCGAUCGCAUGACGCCACAUAAAAUACUAUGACCGUUGUAAAUAUAUAAAUUUUUUAUUUAAUUCACAUAUAUUAUUGUACAUAGAAUCUUAAAAGUAUUAUCUAUUAUUUUUUUAUAGCAUGUGCAAUAAAUAUACUCCCGUCCCUUCAUUAUUGGUCGUUUGUGACGUAUCUUAUAUUUUCAAAGUCUUGUUAUUAUCGAAGUAUGUAAUUAUUUUGAAAGCCUAUUUCUCUAUACAUCAGCAUGCUAGUAAGAGUUUGCAUGUCACAAACAUCGUCAACAGUUGUACCGUACACAGGCCACGAUAUAGUAUUAACGUGGGAUUUUUAAAGGAAUACGCUGUACGUUUCGUAUUUAGUGUGACGACACAAACUCGUGCUAAGGCAGCGUACACUAUACGAUGUUAAUGCUGGCGUUAUUUAUUCGAAGAUGUGUGGGGUUGUUAUUUUUGUAGUUUUUAUUUCUUUUGGAAAUGCUUUGUACUAUAAACAUGGAAUCAGACAUAUUCUUAUAUUGAAGAAAUUUUAAUAAAUUACGUAAUAUGUCUAA
Danaus plexippus (monarch butterfly) is the source of this 4491-nucleotide messenger RNA. It is a transcript of the gene eIF5B, whose product is annotated as eukaryotic translation initiation factor 5B. Gene Ontology annotation, molecular function: GTPase activity; translation initiation factor activity; GTP binding. The coding region runs from base 173 to 3709 and encodes 1178 amino acids. The record is from RefSeq and is a predicted model, not a curated record. The transcript has 18 exons. Lineage: Eukaryota; Metazoa; Arthropoda; Insecta; Lepidoptera; Nymphalidae.